GGCUCUCCUUCCGGGAGACCUCUAUGGUUAACAAAAACCCCGGAUAUCCAUCAUAGGCCGCGAUUCCCACAGAAAUAUAUUUAUAUAUCUCCUAUCGACGCACAGCGGCGCCGCUCUAGGCCUUCACGUGUCUAUGAUGGAACAGCCGCCUAGUCAACUGAAGAGAUAAAUUUAGAGGCCCACACGGCCAACACUUCCGGUGGCAUUACUUCCGGUAACAAUGGACAGCUAUGACGGGCAAAUGCGUCGCUCUAGCCCUCGCCCUCUCUAUAGUGAAACCCUCAAUAACUUUUGAAUCGGAGCUUUUCUUUUUAGUUUUAGCCCAACAGGGACUCUGUGGCCACUUCCUUAUCAAUUUCCUCUCACCGACGAAACCUCCGUAUGGAAACCAUUCGACGACAACAAAAAUGGCCCCCAGCUCAGGCCCGUCCCUUGGCGAUCCCUGAUUGGCUGCCAGCAAAUGAUGCCGCGACGAGGGAGCGACGGACACAUCGCCCUCAGCCAAGAUGGCGGCCAGAGAGAAGCGGCGCCCUCAAACAAAAUGGCGGCUAGCGAGAAGCGGCGCCCGUCCCCGGCGGCGGCGGGAAGCGACCUGGCCCGGCCGGCCCUUUCGGCGAACGGCGCCGCGGAGAGCGAGGCGGAGUUUUUGCUACACGCCGGCGUGACGGACAUGGUCCGCGAGGCCCUCCUGAAGGUGCUGGAGACGCGGCCGGAGGAGCCCAUCGACUUCCUGGCUGGGUAUUUCGAGAACCUGAUGCAGAGCAGCCCUGAGGCGGAGGCGGCGGAGGCCUCCUUGCCCGCGGCCGACGGAGUGGCGGACUCGCAGCGGCUGCUCCAGAUGCGCCUCGACCGGGCCUUGUGGUACUUGAGCCUGGCCCACCAUUCCCACAGUAGGACCGCCUUUAACAACAAUGUGAGCAUGGCGUAUGAGUCCCUGGCCACCAGCAGGAGGCGCAAGAAGCCUGGUGUCAACGGGAAGCUCUACAGUGAGCUGCUGCAGCUGAUCUGCCAGGCCAAAGGCACCCCGGAAGAGGUUGCGCUGCCCCUCCUGCAGAAGGUCGCCUGCCGAGACCACGAGGCCGUGCCAUUUGACAUCUUCCGCUAUGGGGCCCUCACUUGCCUGGUCCUCCUUGAGUUCUUGGCGAAGGCGAACAUGCUCUUUGACGCGCUGGAUGGCGGCUCCGGCUCAGCAGAUAAGCACAUAUGCAUGGCAGUCCUUGGAGCUCUAGAAGAUGCUCUCCGCACCACCAACGUCACUGUUCCCAUUCGUUAUUUGGAGGCUGGGUCCAAACUUGGGCCCGACAGCUUGGCUUUAGCCAUGGACCAGGCAUUGGCCAAGCAGAAAUCCGGCGUGGCCAUGAAGAAGGAAGAGUUCCUCCAGAGAGCUUCGGCCAUCUUUGUUGCGAGAGUGAAACCUGUUGACUGAACUCUAAGUGAGAAUGCAAACGUUACCUGAUCAAAAUCUUCAUCUGGGAUGGAGAGACAGACAGUACCUACUUCAUGUUUUUGGAGUUUGUGGGUAGGCAAGGGAGAGAAAUCAAUAUAUGGCCCAAUAUAUGCCUGUUGCUUUCAGUAGAACUACUUCUGCAUAACUGCAUAACUGAUGUCAAAACUGCUGCUGGGCUGCGUAUGUUGGUUAAGUAGAUCUUAUGGCAAAUACUGGAUGGGUUUGAAGGAUUAUGGAGGUAUUUAAAUUUGGUUAUUAAUACUGCAAAUUGUCUGGGAUAUUUAUUUAUUUAUUAAGUUACACCACAUGAGUCAUUUGUCUUUCACUAGGAAAUCAUCCUUCCUUCCAGUCCAAGAAGUGUUAAAUGGGUGUGGAAGAGGGAACACCCCUCUUUCCCUCUUGUCUGCUUUCAUUCUCUGCUGGAGUGUAUUGCAGGGCCAACCGUGUCCAGAGUUUUGACUUUUAGAUGUAACAAUGUCCCCCUUUCAGUCUUCUCCAGAAAUCGGGGGUCUCUUGAGAUACAGAUAUAAUCAGAUUUCUGUGUGGUAAUGAAGCGUAUCAACCAUUUGGGAGUACAGUUCAGGGUCCAGGUUUUAAGGGAAAGAGUAAUUGAUUUAUAUGCCACCCGUUGCACAGACUGGUUCACAAUAAGAGCAUGUAAAUGAGAAUAUAUAAAAUCUAUUAAAACACAGAAAAUAACACAUCACUGUAAGACAUUUAUUACAUUUAUACCCCGCCAUUCUUUUCAUGAUAGAAACUCAAGGCGGCUUACAUAUGGUUCUCAGGCGGUCUCCCACUGACCCAGACCUGACCCUGCUUAGCUUCAGCAGGGUGCUGGCCUCACGUGCCUUCAGACCAUAGCCUGGGAUCUCAGUAGAGAGAGAAUUCCACAUGCAGGGAGACACCCCUCUACCCGGGCCCUGUUUCCAAGAGAGGUCACCAGGAGGGUUUUAUUUGCUGAUCUUAAAACUGAGCAAAUUUGUAGCAGCAAAACGGGCAGCCCAACAUCUGCGUGCAUGACUGUGUAUGUAUCUAUAUUGAAAGCAGAGAAUCACAGGCCUGGGGGCUAAAUGCAGCCCUCUGGCCCUCUAUUUUUUCUCCAGACCAUACCCCUCCCUGAGUGCUUUUGCCAGCUGGGCUCCUGUUGUUUAUUUAUUGGAUUCCCUACGUUCACCAUUCAAGGUCCCAGGACAGGUUACAACAAUAUAAAAUUAUACAAUACAAUAUUAAAAAUCUUUGUGUAUACCUGUGUGUGCAUGCAGCCAUGGAUGUAUCAUGUAUGUAUGGACACUCUAUAUAUAUAUAUAAACCUCUGUAAGUGGAGUAUGUGCACUGUAUACAUUGUUACAUGUUGUUGUCGUAGAAUCAUAGAGUUGGAAGGGGCCUAUAAGGCCACUGAGCCCAACCCCCUGCUCAGUGCGGGAAUCCAAAUAUGUUGUUGUUAGUGGUGUCAAGGUGUUGGACUAUGACUUGGGAAAUGGAUGUUCAAGUCCCCACUCAGCCGUGAAGCUCACUGGGUGGCCGUUGGGGCCAGUCACCAACUCUCAGAGUAACCUACCUCACAGGGUCGUUGUGCAGAUAAAAAAGAGAGGGGGAUAAGUGUGUACACCACCUUGAGCUCCUUGGAUGAUGUGACUGCAUAUUUUAUCCUUUACAUUUUAUUAUCUGUGUUUUAUUAAAUAUAAAUGUUAUUAAUCCGUCAAUCUAAUUUAUCUAAAAUAUGUUUUAUGAUGUGCGUGAUAUAUAAAUAUCACACACAUACUUAUAUAGUUUGUGUGCAUACAUCUAUCUAUAUACACGCACUAUACUAUGUGUGUGUGUGUAUAUACACACAAAUAAACAUCCGUUUCUU
Messenger RNA from Rhineura floridana, 3299 nucleotides. It is a transcript of the gene TPGS1, whose product is annotated as tubulin polyglutamylase complex subunit 1. The record is from RefSeq and is a predicted model, not a curated record. Lineage: Eukaryota; Metazoa; Chordata; Lepidosauria; Squamata; Rhineuridae. Bases 461 to 1426 code for a protein of 321 amino acids. The transcript has 2 exons. Gene Ontology annotation, molecular function: microtubule binding. Gene Ontology annotation, biological process: protein polyglutamylation.